AUGGAUUUUAACACCAUUACCGAGAAUGCCUCAAGACUGGGGGCUCGUCUGCAGGAGACAUUUUCGGAGCACACGAGAGACCUGAAUCUUGCGAGGACAUCCAGCUCAGCCUAUCUAGACAAUCCGGAGGAGAAGGUGAGGAACAUAAAGAAACAGCUCGACUCGAAUAGCGAUAGGGAGAAAUUGGAUGCCAUGAAGAGACUCAUUGCACUCAUCUCCAAAGGACGCAAUGUCUCAGAGUACUUUCCCUACGUCGUCAAGAAUGUUGCGUCCCACAAUCUGGAGGUGCGGAAGCUCGUGUACAUAUAUCUCCUCCGUUACGCGGAGCAGGAGCCCGACCUCGCCCUCCUCUCCAUAAACACGUUCCAGAAGGACCUCUCCGAUACCAAUCCCCUCAUCCGUGCGAUGGCACUCCGUGUUCUUUCGGGCAUUCGUGUGCCUAUGAUUGGCAGUAUUGUGGUACUGGCCAUCAAGAAGUGCGCCGCCGACGUGAGCCCGUACGUCCGCAAGGCCGCUGCUCUUGCCAUUCCGAAGUGUUAUAGUCUAGAUUCUUCUCACCAGCCCGAACUCAUCACUAUCAUAUCCUCCUUGCUGCGAGACCACUCUCCACUCUCGAUCGGCAGCGUUGCUGUCGCAUUCACAGAGGUCUGUCCUACGCGUCUUGAUCUACUGCACCAACACUAUCGCCGGCUGUGCCGCACGCUCAUCGAUGCGGACGAAUGGGGGCAAGUAGACUUGCUCAACCUUCUCAUCCGAUACGCGCGUACCAUGCUUCCACGUCCCAGUAUGAACCCUGACACUGGAGAGGAAGAAGUGGAUGCUGACUUGAGAUUGCUGAUUAACUUGGCCGAGCCGCUGUUUCAGUCGCAGAAUCCUGCUGUAGUCCUCGCCGUCGCGCGGGUUUUCUAUUACUUAGCGCCCACCUCAGAAAUACCGAAGAUCGUUUCUCCUCUGCUUCGCCUUCUGCAUGCCUCCCAAGAGAUUGAACGCGUCGUGCUUGCGUACCUCGUGAUAGCAUCGUGGUCGAUAUGUCAAACUCUUGCGCCGUUUUACUCCCGGCUGCUCGUACGUGCAGACGAUGUGCCGCCAGUAAAAAAGGACAAGGCUCAUCUAUUACGAAACCUUAUCAAUACCGACAAUUAUCAAGCGCUGCUCCGCGAGUUCAUUAUAUAUGCAGACGAUGCAGACGAUGAACUAGUCGCUGAUGCGAUCCACGCCAUCGGGUACUGCGCGCGUAUCAUACCAGAUUCGACGCAACAGUGUCUCACGGCGCUCAUGUCUUUCAUCCAAAGCAAACAUGACGUUGUUGUAACGAACGCAGUGCUCGUUCUGAAAUCUCUAGUACAGAUUCGCCUGCAGCAGGAGAGCAACGCGGCUUUUGGCAUGUUUGGUAGUCCAUCAACGUCACCGCUUUCUAUUAUCGCUCGUCUCGCCUGGAAGAUUGAUGAGAUCCACCAUCCGCAAGCUCGAGCGUGCGUGCUCUGGCUGGUGGGUCAGUACGCCGCCGCUGACCCGCAGCGGAACGGAAUCGAAGAAACGCACAUAGACGGUAUAACGCCGUGGGCACCAGAUGUUCUCCGCAAGACUGCGAAGUCGUUUGCGCAGGAGACCCCCACCGUGAAGUUGCAGAUUCUGACCCUCGUUGCGAAGCUGCUCGUACUGUCCCCUACCGAUCGCACUCUUGAUUUGCUCAGUCGCUAUGUGUUCUCUCUGGCACGCUACGACUUGAACUUUGAUGUACGUGACCGUGCUCGCAUGCUCAGCUCGCUUCUCUCGGGUGUGAAUGCCGCUGUGGCACAUGAUGGAGAGUCGUACGAGGAUCCAGGAGGCGUCACACUUCGGCGAGAGCAGGUUCGUAUGGUGUUGUUCGAAGGCAAGCUCGGCUUAUCAGAAGAUAUUAGACAUGAUGAGGAGCGGCUACCGUUUGGCACUCUGGGAGGCAUCACUGGCAAGGAAUCCAUGGAAAGCCGCCUCCCUGACUGGCUCGAAGAGGGCACAGAGCCUUCUCUACGCGACUCCGAGGAUGACGUGCCACCCAUGCCUGCAGUCACACAAAUAUCCUCGCAGGGAGUAGGGCCGCGCUCCAUCACUGCCAGAACCUCACCCGUGGUCCUGACUCCUACUGACGGGACCCCUCCUUCUGGUUCCUUCGGCCGCCAGGAUGGGGCCAAGGGAACUUAUACGGAUCUGGAUCAGUUUUAUGCAGAUAUCAAUGAAGAAAAGGAAGACGAGGAAGAGGAAGACGAGGAAAGCGAGAGCGAGGAGAGCGAGGAAGAGAAGAGCGAGGAUGAUGAGGAGUCUGGUAGCGAUGAUAACGUCGACGAGAACAACGGGGAAGACAAUGACGAUGGCCGAAUACAUAGAUAG
Laetiporus sulphureus 93-53 is the source of this 2367-nucleotide messenger RNA. RefSeq lists its product as uncharacterized. The record is from RefSeq and is a predicted model, not a curated record. Gene Ontology annotation, biological process: vesicle-mediated transport; intracellular protein transport. The transcript is spliced from 9 exons. Lineage: Eukaryota; Fungi; Basidiomycota; Agaricomycetes; Polyporales; Laetiporaceae. Gene Ontology annotation, cellular component: AP-3 adaptor complex; membrane coat. The coding region runs from base 1 to 2367 and encodes 788 amino acids.